AAAAAAUAAAAAUAAAAAGAAAAGCGGAGCAGACACACUCGGCCUCUCGCUCUCAACCCGGGACGAAGUGUAGGGUUUAUUUCAGACUAAAACCCUAGCUCGACACCGUCUCUCGUUGCCGGCGAUUCGCUCAAAAGUUCAGGCCUGACUGUCUGAGGGAAUGGCUGGUGUUCGGGAAAUCACAGCGGUCGAAUUCUUGCAGGGUACAAGUAGGCAAAAUCUGUUUUUGCGUAGAAAUUUUCACAGUCAGAGAAGUCGUUUAUUAUGGGGUACACUGCGUCGACAAGUUUCAAGGCUGGGUAUGUCCAAUAGAGAAAGUGUCUCAUUGAGAUGUCAUGUUCAAGCAAAGCCCAGGGCUAUUGUUUCUGGUGUUGUGAGCAGUACAGUAGAUGAGCAAUCAAACUUGCUUGACAAGCCUGCUGAGGAAGUUAUCCAUUUUUACCGGCUGCCGCUGCUCCAGGAAGGUGCAACCGCUGAACUUUUGAAGUCUGUUCAAAGCAAAGUCUCGAAUCAGAUUGUCAGUUUGAGAACCGAACAGUGCUUCAAUAUUGGGCUUGAUUCAGGGCUUUCGAGUGAAAAGAUUCCUGUCCUUAAGUGGCUCCUUCAGGAGACUUAUGAGCCCGAGCAUUUGGGUACGGAGAGCUUUCUUGAGAAGAAGAAGCAGCAGGGGUUGAAUUCGGUUAUAGUUGAGGUCGGGCCUCGGCUAUCUUUUACAACAGCUUGGUCUUCUAAUGCUGUAUCAAUUUGCCGAGCAUGUGGGUUGACAGAGGUGACCCGUAUGGAACGGUCAAGGAGGUACUUGUUGUAUAGUCAGGGUGCGUUGCAAGAGAAUCAGAUUAACGAGUUUGCUGCAAUGGUUCAUGAUCGGAUGACUGAGUGUGUUUAUACUCAGAAGCUCGUGUCAUUUGAGACCAAUAUGGUUCCUGAAGAAGUUCGUUAUAUACCUGUCAUGGAGAAGGGCCGAAAAGCAUUGGAGGAAAUUAAUCAGGAAAUGGGCCUGGCAUUUGAUGAACAAGAUCUACAGUAUUACACCCGUCUCUUUCGGGAGGAAAUCAAGCGGAAUCCAACAAAUGUGGAAUUGUUUGACAUGGCACAAUCCAAUAGUGAGCACAGCAGGCACUGGUUUUUUACUGCAAAGAUGAUUAUUGAUGGACAAUCAAUGAAUAGGACUCUCAUGCAGAUUGUGAAGAGCACUUUGCAGGCAAACCCAAAUAAUUCUGUUAUUGGAUUCAAGGACAACUCCAGUGCUAUAAAGGGCUUCCCUGUGAAGCAAUUGCGACCUGUUAAGCCUGGUUCAACAUGUCCGAUAGAGACAGCUGCUCGUGACCUUGAUAUUCUGUUUACAGCUGAGACACAUAAUUUUCCAUGUGCAGUGGCACCUUACCCUGGUGCAGAGACAGGUGCAGGAGGUCGCAUAAGGGAUACCCAUGCGACUGGAAAGGGGUCUUUUGUGGUUGCUGCCACAGCUGGUUAUUGUGUCGGGAAUCUCAAUAUAGAGGGUUCUUAUGCUCCAUGGGAAGAUCCCUCGUUCACAUACCCGUCAAACUUGGCAUCACCUUUGCAGAUCCUGAUAGAUGCUAGUAAUGGUGCAUCUGACUAUGGGAACAAAUUUGGAGAACCCUUGAUUCAGGGCUACACUAGAACUUUUGGAAUGAGACUUCCAAGUGGGGAGAGGCGGGAAUGGUUGAAGCCAAUAAUGUUUAGUGGAGGUAUUGGGCAGAUUGAUCAUACCCAUAUAGUUAAAGGAGAGCCUGACAUUGGAAUGUUGGUUGUAAAGAUUGGUGGACCUGCAUAUCGUAUUGGAAUGGGAGGAGGGGCAGCAUCGAGCAUGGUUAGUGGCCAGAAUGAUGCAGAGCUUGAUUUCAAUGCUGUGCAGCGUGGAGAUGCUGAGAUGGCGCAAAAAUUGUACCGCGUGGUUCGUUCCUGCAUUGAAAUGGGGGAGAAUAACCCGAUUAUCAGCAUUCAUGACCAGGGGGCUGGUGGGAACUGUAAUGUAGUUAAGGAAAUUAUAUACCCGAAGGGUGCUGAGAUUGAUAUCAGGGCAAUUGUAGUUGGUGACCACACGAUGUCUGUUUUAGAGAUUUGGGGUGCAGAAUAUCAGGAGCAAGAUGCAAUCUUGGUGAAACCCGAAAGCCACAACCUGUUAAAAUCAAUCUGUGAUAGAGAAAGGGUUUCAAUGGCUGUUAUUGGAACAAUAAACGGUGAGGGACGUAUUGUUUUAGUUGAUAGCUUAGCUAUUGAAAAAUGCGGUUCAAGCGGAGCCCUUCCUCCUCCUGCUGUGGAUCUUGAGCUCGAGAAAGUACUCGGUGACAUGCCUCAGAAAUCCUUUGAGUUCCGCCGUGUGGUUCAUGCACGAGAGCCCCUUGAUAUUGCUCCUGGGAUCACAGUGAUGGAUUCUUUGAAGAGGGUACUGAGACUACCAUCUGUCUGUUCAAAACGUUUCUUGACAACUAAAGUGGAUAGAUGUGUAACUGGUCUUGUGGCACAGCAGCAAACUGUUGGUCCCUUGCAAAUUACUCUUUCUGAUGUUGCAGUCAUUGCUCAGACUUAUACUGAUUUGACUGGAGGUGCAUGUGCCAUUGGGGAGCAACCAGUUAAAGGUCUGCUGGAUCCAAAAGCAAUGGCAAGGUUGGCUGUUGGAGAAGCACUCACAAAUCUUGUUUGGGCGAAGGUCACUUCUCUUUCUGAUGUUAAAGCAAGUGGAAAUUGGAUGUAUGCUGCCAAGCUUGACGGGGAAGGAGCAGCCAUGUAUGAUGCCGCUACGGCCCUUUCAGAAGCUAUGAUUGAACUUGGUAUUGCUAUUGAUGGGGGUAAGGACAGUCUUUCCAUGGCAGCACAUGCUGCAGGUGAGGUGGUAAAAGCUCCCGGGAAUCUUGUGAUCAGUGUCUAUGUCACUUGUCCUGACAUAACUAAAACUGUAACCCCGGAUUUGAAGCUAGGAGAUGAUGGUGUUCUGUUACACAUUGAUUUGGCAAAGGGAAAGCGGCGGCUAGGUGGAUCUGCUCUUGCUCAGGUUUUUGACCAAGUUGGGGAUGAAUGUCCUGAUCUCGAGGAUGUUCCUUACCUUAAAAGAGCUUUUGAGGGCAUUCAGGACCUUAUUGCAGAUGAAUUGAUCUCUGCCGGUCAUGACAUCAGUGAUGGGGGUAUAUUGGUUUGUGCCUUGGAGAUGGCAUUUGCUGGAAAUUAUGGUAUCAUUUUGGACUUGACUUCGAAUGGGAAGAGCCUCUUACAAACACUUUUUGCAGAAGAACUUGGUCUGAUUCUUGAGGUAAGCAAGAAGAACUUGGACUCUGUAAUAGGAAAGCUUAGCAGUUUUGGUGUUUCUUCUGAGAUCAUUGGAAAAAUAACUACCACUUCCUCAAUAGAGCUAAAGAUUGAUGGUGUAACUCAUUUGAAUGAGAAAACUUCUCUGCUUAGGGACAUGUGGGAGGAUACCAGUUUUCAGCUGGAAAAGUUCCAAAGAUUGCCCUCUUGUGUAGAAUUAGAGAAAGAAGGAAUGAAAUUUAGGCAUGAACCUUCAUGGGAAUUGUCCUUCUCUCCUAGCUUCACAGACACGAAAUAUAUGAAUGCAACUUCAAAACCAAGAGUAGCUGUGAUCCGAGAAGAAGGCAGCAAUGGAGACAGAGAAAUGUCUGCAGCGUUUUAUGCUGCUGGUUUUGAACCAUGGGAUGUUACAAUGUCUGACCUGCUUAAAGGAACCAUUUCGCUGCAGGAGUUCCGUGGAAUUGUGUUUGUUGGAGGUUUUAGCUAUGCUGAUGUGCUUGAUUCUGCAAAAGGUUGGUCUGCUUCAAUACGAUUCAAUCAGCCCCUCCUAAAUCAAUUUCAGGAGUUUUACAAGCGGCUAGAUACCUUCAGUCUUGGCAUUUGCAAUGGGUGUCAACUCAUGGCUUUGUUGGGGUGGGUCCCAGGUCCUCAGGUUGGUGGUGUGCUUGGUGCUGGUGGGGAUUCAUCACAGCCAAGGUUCAUUCACAAUGAAUCAGGACGUUUUGAAUGUCGCUUCACAAGUGUGUCAAUAAAGGACUCACCUGCUAUAAUGUUCAAAGGAAUGGAGGGUAGUACAUUGGGUGUUUGGGCUGCUCAUGGUGAGGGAAGAGCAUUCUUCCCUGAUGAUGGCGUUUUGGAUCAUGUGCUUCACAAAGACUUGGCCCCACUAAGAUAUUGUGAUGAUGAUGGGAGUGUGACGGAAACUUACCCUUUCAAUUUGAAUGGCUCUCCUUUUGGGGUUGCAGCGAUUUGUUCUCCAGAUGGGAGGCAUCUUGCCAUGAUGCCUCAUCCGGAGCGUUGCUUCUUGAUGUGGCAGUUUCCCUGGUACCCGAAGCAAUGGAAUGUGGACAAAAAAGGUCCUAGUCCAUGGUUGAGAAUGUUCCAGAAUGCUAGAGAGUGGUGCUCUUGAGAUGUGUGUUCAAUAGCAGGAGGCAUGGCUUUUUGAAGGUCCCAGGAUGCUUCAAAUCUUUUUGUCUUAUGAAAGUUUUAGAGAUGACCAAGGUGUUAAAUUUCUUCUUUUAGUUUUGUUUGUCGACUACAUAAGGUCAAUCGGAUGGUCAUUGAGGUUUUCAUGAUUGCAAUGUUACUUAAAGUACAUUUUGAUCUCUCUUUCUAUUUGUAUGGUAACACAGUAUGCAUGACUUGUGGAGAAUUCCAAAACCAUGCCUUUCGAUUUUCA
This is a messenger RNA of Corylus avellana, 4663 nucleotides long. RefSeq names its product purine biosynthesis 4 (gene PUR4). Gene Ontology annotation, cellular component: cytoplasm. Gene Ontology annotation, molecular function: phosphoribosylformylglycinamidine synthase activity. NCBI's taxonomy places the organism in Eukaryota, Viridiplantae, Streptophyta, Magnoliopsida, Fagales, Betulaceae. The record is from RefSeq and is a predicted model, not a curated record. Gene Ontology annotation, biological process: 'de novo' IMP biosynthetic process.